CCUCAAACUUCCUAACCCGACAGCACAUUCGUUGACAACGCUCAUUCCCGCUAUCGCAAACCAUCCGCCUCUUUACUACUCAACACAAACCACUCUAUUUACAAAGUGUUUCGCUUUCCACAGCCAUGAAUAUCCUAGAAUGGGCCUUCGGCAAACGCAUAACGCCCGCCGAGCGUCUGCGCAAGAACCAGCGAAUGAUCGACAAGGCAAUCCGAGAACUAGAUCAAGUACGAGUCAAACUAGAGAAACAAGAGAAAACUCUGGUCGGUCAGAUUAAACAGAGCGCGCAGAAGGGGCAGAUGGGAGCAGCUAAGAUCCAGGCAAAGGAUCUCGUACGUACGAGAAGAUACAUCGAGAAGUUUUACGGAAUGAGAAGUCAACUACAAAAGAUAUCCUUACGAUUACAGACCCACCGAACCAACGAGCAGAUGAUGCAAGCCAUGAAAGGAGCUACGGUCGCUUUAGGCAGCAUGAACCGGUCGAUGAACUUACCCGCAUUACAACGCAUCGCUAUGGAAUUCGAACGAGAGACUGCAAUCAUGGACGAGCGACAAGAAAUGAUGGAUGAUGCGAUCGACGAUGCUAUGGACGUGGGUAUUGAAGAGGAAGGCGACGAAGUCGUAGAACAAGUCCUGGAGGAGAUCGGUGUUGACCUUAACCAAGCUUUCGGCGAGACACCGACGGGUCUUCAAUCCGAAAAAGUUGCCGACGGUCGGGUUGCCCAAGCCAUUGGUGGCCCUAGUGGCGGCGGUGGGGGAGACCCGGGAGACGAUGAUCUUCAAGCCCGCCUCGAUAGCCUAAGGAAGUAGGCUUGGGUUAUAACUAGAGUUGCGACUGCGUUGACAAGGGGUUUGCUAAGACUGGAUUGAAAUCAUUACAGAACAAUUGCGUGU
This is a messenger RNA of Hypoxylon trugodes, 893 nucleotides long. RefSeq names its product Snf7-domain-containing protein. Gene Ontology annotation, biological process: late endosome to vacuole transport; endosome transport via multivesicular body sorting pathway; protein transport. The transcript is spliced from 5 exons. Bases 126 to 809 code for a protein of 227 amino acids. The record is from RefSeq and is a predicted model, not a curated record. NCBI's taxonomy places the organism in Eukaryota, Fungi, Ascomycota, Sordariomycetes, Xylariales, Hypoxylaceae. Gene Ontology annotation, cellular component: multivesicular body; ESCRT III complex.